AGGCUCUUAGGUCCCAGCCACCUCUCCUGGCCGGGGAAGGCUGCAUGCAGCACUGCUCAACAGAAACUGCAACUGGAGCUCUGACCCCCGGAAUGCACGCAGGAGCCCCGGGUCCUAUGCUUUUUCUCCGCCUGUCUAGAUGUCAGUUUGCCGCUCUGCAAAAUGGGGUGAACCAAGAGGAGAAGGAGCCCGCGCGAGCGCACUCACCACUACGGCGGUGACAGGCUGGCCCGGGAUGUAGGACAUUUCGGCUCAAAUCUGACAAGCCGACAGCGCCCGGUGAGACCCGCAGCGAGAAUGCCCACGGCCGCGCCCUCCCUGGUUAACAAAGGGCAGCCCUGCUCGGCCCGCCCCCUCAUGAAUACUUAAUAAGCCUCCAGCCAAUCAUCAGCCGGAGCGCUGUUGGGCUUGCGGGAGUCCUGGGACUUGUGAGCCGAAGUGGGGGCAGGAGGGGAGCGUGCCCGGGGCGCAUGCGUGGGAGGGCGGGGCGGAGUUUGUGCGCCUGCGCAAGCCGAGCCCUCCCAGCAACCCUCGGCGCAAGAUGGCGGCGCGGGACGCUCCGCUUUUUCCUGUCUGAGGGGACACGAGGGACUGUGUGCCGCUGUGCUCCAGUUCCGCGUUGAGGCCGCGAGAAGGCGGAAGCGGAGCCCCGGCGGGUGCGAUGGCCGCGGUGGUGGCCAAGCGGGAAGGGCCGCCGUUCAUCAGCGAGGCCGCCGUCCGAGGCAACGCCGCGGUCCUCGACUACUGCCGGACCUCGGUGUCAGCGCUGUCGGGGGCCACAGCCGGCAUCCUCGGCCUCACCGGCCUCUACGGCUUCAUCUUCUACCUGCUUGCCUCGGUCCUGCUCUCCCUGCUCCUGAUUCUCAAGGCGGGAAGGAGGUGGAACAAAUAUUUUAAGUCACGGAGACCUCUCUUUACGGGAGGCCUCAUCGGAGGCCUCUUCACCUACGUCCUCUUCUGGACGUUCCUCUAUGGCAUGGUGCACGUCUACUGAAAUGAGGGCAGGGGUGACUUAAAGAAAGAAAGAAAAGGUUGGCAGGACUCUUGCCGGCAGUUAACACCGUGUAGACUUACUUAGUUUUUUUGUUUGUUGAGUUCGCUGCUUGUUCUGUACUGUUAUAAUUUAUAUCUGAAGACAGAGAGCCUGUAAUAUCCUUCAGAUUAAAUGAAGUGUGACGCUU
This is a messenger RNA of Peromyscus eremicus (cactus mouse), 1181 nucleotides long. RefSeq names its product ER membrane protein complex subunit 6 (gene Emc6). Gene Ontology annotation, biological process: autophagosome assembly; protein folding in endoplasmic reticulum. Bases 662 to 994 code for a protein of 110 amino acids. The transcript has 2 exons. The record is from RefSeq and is a predicted model, not a curated record. NCBI's taxonomy places the organism in Eukaryota, Metazoa, Chordata, Mammalia, Rodentia, Cricetidae. Gene Ontology annotation, cellular component: membrane; EMC complex; endoplasmic reticulum.